Leptonychotes weddellii (Weddell seal) is the source of this 724-nucleotide messenger RNA. NCBI's taxonomy places the organism in Eukaryota, Metazoa, Chordata, Mammalia, Carnivora, Phocidae. The record is from RefSeq and is a predicted model, not a curated record.
CCAGGCGCCCGAAGAUGUUCCUUUUUAAGGUAUCACUCAGGCAACCGCCCUCACAAGGUACCAGGAUCAUCUAUGACCGGAAGUUCUUGAUGGAAUGUCGGAACUCACCUGUGACCAAAACACCUCCACGGGACCUGCCCACCAUUCCCGGAGUCACCAGCCCCACCAGUGAGGAGCCCCCCACAGAGCCCAGCCAGAACCACCUGCGCAACAGCCCAGAAGAUAAGCCGGCUGGUGGUGAAGAGUCACAGUUUGAGAUGGACAUUUAAAGGACCAGCCAUUGAAUCGAGCAGUGCCUCUGGGCCCCCCUGGCCCUUCUCGGGAGAAGAGUCACACCAGUCAGGCCUUUUGCGAGUCAUAAUCCUGGGCAGGCAUUGAGCCAUGGGGUCAGCCAUCCUGGCCCUCCGCUCCCUCACUCAGGGCACCUUCUCCCCCUUCCUCUUCGUGAACACCAGCGGAUACCUCCAUGUGCCUCCAUUCAUGCAGAAGCUGCCACCCUAACAGGAGUGACUCUCAUGAGCACACCCUGCAACCCAGGGCCAGGAUUGGACGUGGUGGAGCCCUUUUGAGUGAUUAUCCAGCUCUUCCAGCCCCAUCCUCUGGGGGCGCACCCACCCCUUCCUUAGUGCGUGGUGUGCGUGGGAAAACUUCCCUCCCCCUCCUUCCCCAAGAGAGGAAAUAAAAGCCACCUUUGCCCUAGGGCCAAAAGUUGGCCCCUGUCUGA